AUAUAUUAUCUGUUUUAGCCUCGCACUAUAACGGCUGGAGCUGGAACUGAUGGGACAUGGAAAUUUUACCAACCAACAAGUGAUUCAGUCUCCGGAACCACCGCACUGCCUGCUUCUAAAGUUUAUCGUUAAUUCCUCUGCCAGCUUCUCCCCCUUCUCCCUGCCCUAACUUUAAACAAAUCUUGGCCCUCUCCGUUGUAAUUCUUGGGGAAAAAUUUCUCAAAAAAGUAAAACUCGAUACCACUAAUACUGAUUCAGAUUCAUGAGAUAUACAAAAAACGGUCCCGUUUAUUAACACCCAAGAGCAUCACAUAACUCAUAUACAUAUAGGAAAUGACGUUCAAGCCGUUCAGGAGAGUCCUGUAUUUUCUAAAUAACUUUUUCAAUAAUGAUGACAUAGAAGAGGAGUAUAUCAAGAUGCGACAGAAAUCCCUGUCCCUAUCGGCGUUUAUCGUGGGGUUGGUUGCCGCUGUUGGUGGCUUCUUAUACGGGUACGACACAGGUCUCAUCAAUGAUAUCAUGGAAAUGAACUACGUGGAGCUGCAUUUCCCCAGUAAACAUAAUGGAUUUAACGUCCAUGAACGGGCGUUGAUCACGGCCAUCUUAUCACUCGGAACCUUCUGUGGCGCUAUUGGCGCUCCUUUGAUCUCCGACAACUUCGGACGACGCUUCUCCAUCAUACUAAGCAGUGGGGUGUUGUUCACCAUCGGUACCGUCUUACAAAUCGCUGCUUCCAAUAUUGCACUUCUAUGUGUGGGGAGAUUUGUGUCGGGAGUGGCGGUGGGAAACUUGUCGGCCAUCGUGCCGUUGUACCAGGCAGAGGCGUCGCCCAAAUGGGUCAGAGGCUCGGUGGUGUAUUUGUACCAGUGGGCCAUCACGUGGGGGUUGUUGAUGGCCAGUGCCAUUUGUCAAGGAACCAGAAAGAUGGAUAACAGUGCUUCCUACCGGAUUCCCAUUGGCCUCCAGUUUGUGUUCACGAUAAUCCUUUGUAGUGGAAUGUUGUUUUUACCUGAAAGUCCUCGAUUCUACGUACAAAAGGACAAAUUGGAAAAGGCCUUACAAUCCUUGUCUAAACUCCGGAAAAUAGACGUUUCUGACCCAGACUUGAUCGAAGAGUUGGUGGAGAUCAAGGCCAGCUACGACUACGAGAUGUCUUUUGGUAAAACAAAGUGGAUUGACUGCUUCAAGAACGGUGGAGGUAGAAAUAAGCAGGUGUUGCGAAUGUUGACGGGGAUGGGUGUCCAUGUAUUCCAGCAGUGCAGUGGUAUCAACUUCAUCUUCUACUACGGGGUCAACUUCUUUUCCAGCACCAAGAUGACAAACUACUACUUGAUGAGUUUCAUCACCUAUGCCGUGAACACGGUGUUCACGAUUCCUGGGAUUGUGUUGAUUGAGGUCAUUGGCAGAAGAAAGCUUCUUUUGGGAGGCGGUAUUGGUAUGACCAUUUCUAACUUUGUUAUUGGCAUUACGGGUGUGGCGGUGGAAGAUCCCAGCAUCAGCUCCAAGAUCUCUAUUUCAUUUUCCUGCUUGUUCAUUGCUUUCUUUGCAGCCAGUUGGGGUGGGUGCUGUUGGGCCCUUACGUCUGAUUUAUACGGUAUUUCCAUUAGACAGAAGGCAAUUUCCAUCACCGUUUCCACCAAUUGGAUCGUGAACUUCACCUGUGCUUACAUCACCCCGUACUUAAUUGACACGGGAGCUCAUACAGCGGCAUUGGGCAGCAAGAUCUUCUUUAUUUGGGGAGGCUUGAAUGCGGUAGGAACGGUUUUUGUCUACUUUGUGGUGUACGAAACCAAAGGAUUACGAUUAGAAGAGGUGGAUUAUAUGUACAAGAUUUGUCACAAUCCUAGAGAUUCAACCAAGUUCAAGUCCACCAAGAUCUCGUAUGGGUCGACGCCUCAGUCAGAAAAAAUCAAGAACGAAAUCCACCAGAUGAUCCCCGACACCAGUGGCCGUCCAUCACCGGCUCCUUCCGAGGAAAUCCUCAAAAACAUGUCCAGCUCGGCCGGCUCACCCUCGAACCCUACGUCCUCUUCAAACCCCAGUGAUGGUCCAUUAGCAGGCACUAAUGAUAUCACCAUGGUUCCAUACACCAACCCGUUGAGCUCACCUUCAUUGUCGUCACAUCUGGACAACGAAGAAGACGGAAGCCAACGACGGUCGGACUACGAGCAAUAUCUCAACAACUUCAAAUCAGACUAUUCCAAAUACGAAUCGUCUCAGACAUCUGGCUCGAUCAUCUUCAACAUGAAAAGCCAUGACAUGAAAAAAACCGUUAUUGCGGCGCCAUUCUUCGACUCCCCUCCCAGCGACAGUGACGAUAGCGAUGACAGUGUUGCCGAACAAUAGAAUCACCAAUAACAUUAACGACAUUAACGAACUCUACAGUUUCAAAAGAAGCUGCGAAUUAAUAUAGCUUGUAGGAGAAAAUAAAGAAGCUGCGAAUAAUCAUCUCAUUUUUCCCCAUGCAAAAUCUCCCGCAGUGGCAAGCAUGGCAGAUAAAUACCAGAUUCAUGAGUACAUAAAGACCGGCAAGUUCCAAUUGGCCG
This is a messenger RNA of Yamadazyma tenuis ATCC 10573, 2546 nucleotides long. RefSeq names its product glucose sensor (gene HGT4). NCBI's taxonomy places the organism in Eukaryota, Fungi, Ascomycota, Pichiomycetes, Serinales, Debaryomycetaceae. Gene Ontology annotation, biological process: carbohydrate transport; transmembrane transport. The record is from RefSeq and is a predicted model, not a curated record. Gene Ontology annotation, molecular function: carbohydrate:proton symporter activity. Gene Ontology annotation, cellular component: membrane.